GAUCUAUUUAAGUGCGGUACUUGAUAAUAUUUGGAUAUCGAAUCGUUAAGAAUUGAGUUGUGAAAAUGGCCAUUAGGCAAAAAGUGAUUGAGUGGUUGAAAGAAAUAUUUGUAGACGAAGAUUUUGAAGAACUCAGUUUUGAAUUCCCAAAAUAUGACCAAACAGGAGGAUCUACUUCCGAAAUCAUUUCCGUCGACGUAAAGGGCUUGAAACACGUAGAAGAAAAACAAUACAAUCUGCUCAUCAAAAAGGGUAAAGAUAAUAUCUCAGUACUAGAUAAUCUAGAAUUCAGGAGGGGAUAUGCCUGUGAAGUGAAAAUAUAUUCAGAAAUCAUACCCAUUUUUCGAAAAUUGGCCGAAGAAAAUAAUUGUUCACCAUUCGAUAAUAUACCGAAAUGUUAUGGUACUAUACAAAGAGACGACCUGUUUAUUGUAGUCUUGAAGAAUUUGAAAGCUAUGAAUUUUAUGGUACAUGAUAUUCUGACUCCAAAUGAUUUGAUACAUAUUGAACUUGUGUUGCAAGCAUAUGCCAAAUGGCAUGCAUUCAAUUUUGCAUUGAAAGAUCAAAAACCAGAAAUUUUUAACGAAAUUGGGAAACAUAUGAAAGGUUUCGAAAGCACGAAAAUGUUUCCAGUUUUCGUGAAGACCAUUGAAAAAGAAAUUGAUUUUGUAGUAGAAUUUUACAAGGACAAAAAUGAGCCGCUAAUUGUUGAAAAAUUGAAGAAUCUGAGAAAAGGAGUUGAGAAACACUUCAGAGAAUGUUUAACCGCAAAAGAUGAAAAGUACCUUGUUAUCAGACAUGGUGACUGCUGGAAUAACAAUUUUUUAUUUCAUUAUAACAAGGAGAAAAAACCAGAUCAAGUUAUCGUUAUCGAUUGGCAAAUGGGAUUACUGGGAUCACCUUUAGCUGAUGUUACCCAAUUUAUUUUUUAUUGUUCCUCAAAAUGUGAACUAGAACAUUUAGAUGAAUUGCUGAAAUUUUAUUAUGGUAAUCUCUCUGAAAAAUUGAGGGAAUUGGGAAGCAAUCCAGACGAAUGUUUUCCAUGGAAAGCUUGUAAGAAAGCUUUCAAGAGAUAUGCACCUCUUGCUAUAGCAGGUAUGCCUGUAUCUAUAAGAAUGAGCUAUAGGGUUCAAACCGAUGAAUGUUACGAUAUCGCGGAUAGUAUAGAUGAGGGAGAUUUCAGCGGAUUAUUUGGAAAAGGAAUAAGAGAUCCUGAAGAAUAUUUCGAAAGAAUUGAUGGAAUUUUAGAACUUUGUGUGCGUGAAGACCUCUUCUGAAUUUCAAAGACCAUGGCGAUUUGGAACAGAAUCUAUACUUCUUCAUAAAAUGAAAUAUUCAAACCUGAUCAUAUAAAAUAUUAUUGUUUUAUAAAUAUAAAUCGAAAUCUAGUCUGUUUCAUAUAUUUUUUUAUAUUCAAUCUGAAAAAUAUUCAAUUUUAGGGCUUUCGAUAUAUUUGGGUUUAUUACUUUUUUCAAAGUUUUGUUUGCUUCCAAUUUUUAUUUCAGUAAUUAUUUUCUGAAAUCCAAAAUUUAAUUGUCACCAACUUUUCAUAACUGAAACAAUCGGAAAUGUUAUUUAAAUAUAUUAUUAAUAAAAUAUGGCCUAAAAAUCUUCAAAUGUAUUUGGAAAUAAUCCAGAGUUUUUACCAUUAAUGCUUACAGAUUCAUUAUGUGGUCGUUUAUUUACUCCAGUAAGCUACUGUAAAAUCUAAAUUAUCAAUUUUAUCAAAAAAGAACAAUUUUUAAUUUGAACAAAAGCAGUGUCGUACCAAUGCUUUCUCUAAAAAUGUUCAAUGCAUAAUCCAUACAGACGCCACUGGUUAAAUAAAACAAUUGUUAGUACAUCAGAAGCGCUGAGAACAUGAAAACACUGACCUUAUAGUCGUCGGCAACUAUCUGAUCGUCAGCGAAAUUUAGAGUGUAAACUUAGCGUGAUCACUCCCAUGGAUUCCCAUUAUGGCACAAUCUUCUCCAAGAUCUCAGGGCUUCAUACGAAUAUAUCUUCAACAGUGUACGCAAUAUACUUCAUCCUCGUCUCAAUCACUUCUUUGAGUUGGAACUUGAGGACAAUUGAUUGUUAAUCUUAU
Messenger RNA from Harmonia axyridis, 2086 nucleotides. RefSeq lists its product as uncharacterized. The transcript is spliced from 2 exons. The coding region runs from base 66 to 1277 and encodes 403 amino acids. NCBI's taxonomy places the organism in Eukaryota, Metazoa, Arthropoda, Insecta, Coleoptera, Coccinellidae. The record is from RefSeq and is a predicted model, not a curated record.